Linum tenue is the source of this 705-nucleotide messenger RNA. The record is from the annotation of a GenBank genome assembly. Lineage: Eukaryota; Viridiplantae; Streptophyta; Magnoliopsida; Malpighiales; Linaceae.
AUGGAGGAGAAAGAGCCAUCAUUAAGUGACAAGUGCGCAAGUGCAACCAAGCCUCUUCCGGAAGAGAAGCACUUGGACGCUGGAAAGGAUAAUGGAGUGCAGCAAACAACUGCUACCGCGACUGCGAAUGCCCCUUUUUCUAAAAGGUACGAAUCACAGAAGAAGAGAGACUGGGGGACGUUUUUGUUUUACUACUCGAAGAUUCUGAAGCAUCCUGCUUCUUCAAGUGUGCCAUUAUGCACGGGAGCUGAUGUGAUUGCGUACAUGAAGCACAUGGAUCAAUUUGGGAAGACGAAAGUGCACAUUGCGGGUUGUGCCAACUAUGGAAGCCAGGAGAAGGGUACGUCGUGCGAUUGUCCACUGAAGCAAGCCUGGGGCAGCCAGGAUUCGCUGAUUGGGCGGCUGAGAGCUGCCUGCGAGGAAUGUGGAGUUGAUCCCAAGGCCAACCCUUUUGCUUCCAAGGAAGUGCGGUUUUACUUGAAGGGGAUGAAGGAGGAACAGGAUAAAGCCAGAGGGACUUCUUUCAUGAAGAAGAGAAAGAGGAAGAAACCCCAGGCUACCACAGAGGCCCAAAGCUCUGAGCCAGCAGCUAAUCUUCCUGAAGCUGGCGGUGUUGAAACAGCUAGCCUUCCUGAAGCUGGUGGACCGGCAGCGGCGAUGGACAAUAGUAAGGCUGUCGAUGCUGUUGGUUCUCCGACAGCUUAG